GUAUGACAUAUCUCAUUCAGAGAAGAAACCCUAACAUCUCCAGUUCCCUUCCCACUCUUUCUUUUGAUCUCAUCUCAGAAAUACUCUCUAAGCUCCCUGUGAAGCACCUUCUCCAAUUCCGAUGUGUCUGUAAAUAUUGGAAUUCUCUAAUAUCAGAUCAUAAAUUCGCCAGAAAGCACCUUAAUGGAUCAAUCACACGUAGCAGCCUCCAAUGUGUAAGCUACCAUACUCCCUCAUCUAAUUUUAUUCUAAAAUCUUAUCCAAUUCAAUCCAUUUUCGCAGACAUAACCACUAACUUCAUUCGACCUGAGUUUUCAUCCAAUUUUAUUUUUAGACACAAUAUACAUUACAUUGUUGGCUCUUGUGACGGAAUUCUUUGUCUCGCCAACUAUUAUAAACCUUUAGUUGUUUUGUGUAACCCUUCCAUUAGAAAAUUCCAGGAAUUGUCCCCUUUUGAUAACCCACGAGUGGAUAGUCAGCCUAAUAUGACAUGUGGAUUCGGCUACGAUCAUGUUUCUCGUAACUAUAAAGUGGUUGUUGUUUACUACUUCUAUAAAAAAGGUAUUCCUGAAGACACAAGUAAAGUUAAGGUUCAUACUUUAGGUACUGAUUCUUGGAAAAGCAUUAAGAUGUUCCCUUCUGAUGCUGUUUUCAGUGAGAAAUCUGGAAAAUAUGUAAAUGGCACAAUUAAUUGGUUAGCCUUUCUUAAACGUCGUCCUAGUGAUCCACCCUUUAUUGUUUCUUUUGACUUGAAUAAGGAGUCUUAUCAAAAGGUUCUUCUUCCUGAUCCUGGAGGGAUAGAUGUGUUUAACUUGACAUCGUGUGUGUUCCGGGAUUGGUUGUGCAUUAUUUCUGAUCAUGAUGUUUGGGUCAUGAAGGAAUAUGGAAUUAAGGAGUCUUGGAUUAAAUUGUUCAAUUUUUCUUGCUUGCGGGAUCCAAUUAAGACUUCUAUCUUGACAAAUGUAAUAUAUAUAUUUGAACAUGAUCUUGUGCUGCUGGAGUUUAGUUGUCAUGAGAAAAACAAGUUGUUCCUGUACAAUUCCAAGAAUGGUACCUUUAAGAGUGUUGCUAUGUUUCGAAGCACCUUAGAAGUCUGUGUUGAGAGUUUGAUAUCACCUUGUUUUUAAUGCUAGGAUGUCACUUGAG
Molecule: messenger RNA, 1146 nt
Organism: Lathyrus oleraceus (garden pea)
Lineage: Eukaryota; Viridiplantae; Streptophyta; Magnoliopsida; Fabales; Fabaceae
Product: F-box/kelch-repeat protein At3g23880-like
Exons: 1
Coding region: 3-1127 (374 amino acids)
Molecular function (GO): protein binding
Source: RefSeq, a predicted model, not a curated record